Molecule: messenger RNA, 867 nt
Organism: Serendipita indica DSM 11827
Lineage: Eukaryota; Fungi; Basidiomycota; Agaricomycetes; Sebacinales; Serendipitaceae
Source: the annotation of a GenBank genome assembly
AUGUCUUCGCAGCAAACACAACAACAAACCCAGGAGGAUGCUUACUAUGAUCAGGUGAACCACGGGCAUCAUCCAGGAUAUUUACAAGGUCAAAUCGCGCAAAAUCAGCCCUAUGGUCAACCUGGCAUAUACGACCAGCGCCAAUAUGCCUCGGCGGCUUCGUACCCGGACGGGCGGCCUCACUUUUCAGCUACGACGCCCGAUGGUUUAGGGUAUUCGUACCCAUCUGGAGACGGCAGAGAAUAUCACCCAGGCGUGCCAACUACGUCUAUGCCGCCCCAGGGUGCAGAUGUCUAUAAUCCACCACUUCAUUCUCCCGGCGCCUAUGCGCACCACGGUCACUAUUUACAGCCCGGAGGAUAUCGUGCAGAUUCGAGCUCGUAUUUUGUGGAUGCAAGAAGCGGUGGACCAGCUGGGUCACCCGGAAUGCCUGCGCAGCAAGGAUUAGCAGCGACUCGGCCAGUUCCAGCGCGCCUCAAUACGGCACCGGUCUACUUAAACGACUCACAGCACAGUCCUUCUGGCAUCUCGUCUCAUUCACCGUCAGCCCUACGCGCGUCAGUCGAUCCCUUCAAUUCCUCGUCAUCCUUGUCGUCCCAGCAGUCUGGAGUAGGACCAAACUCGUCUCUCCCACCAUCUUCGACGACAAGUGCCCCCCAGGCUCGUCCUCACGUGUGCGAACAUUGCGGACUGGCAUUUGUACGCGGCCAUGACCUGAAGCGGCAUUUGUCCACGCAUUCGAACACGAAGCCGCAUGUCUGCGAAUGCGGAAAAUCAUUCUCCCGCAAGGAUGCUCUCAAACGACAUGCGUUUCUCAAGAGCUGCGGGACGGAAAAGACCAGCGGCUACGUGACAUCGGAGGAUUAG